AUGUUUGUGAACUGUCAAAGUUUUGGUGAAGAUUUUCAGUUUCCUGAACUGACUAAUGGGGCAGUAGGAGGAAGUGUAAAGUUUACACCUAAUAACUUACCAUCAGAGAUUGAUACAGUUACCUGGCAAUUUGGACAAACUUUUAUAUUGUCUGGAAACCCUGAUACAGCCUCAAUAGUCUCAGCAUAUAAAAACAGAUCCAGUUUUGACAAAAACACUCUUGCUCUGGAGCUCUGGAACCUAAAACUGGAGGAUGCUGGACCAUACAGUCUGACUGUUAUUAGUAAUGGAAAUCAACAUAGAGGAGAAACUUCACUACAGGUGUUCGAAACGAUAUAUCAUGUCACUGUUACUGGUCCACAAACUGAAGCAUUAAUCGAGGGUGAAUCAUCUGCCAACUUCACCUCUGAGGGAAGCGGAGGCACCAUCACCUCUGUGCAGUGGAUGAAAGACAACAGUCCUCUGUCUCCUAAUAGCAGAAUCAUCUUUUCUUCUGAUAACAGAUCAGUGUCAAUCAGUCCAGUGCAGAGAUCAGACACUGGAGAAUAUCUCUGUAUAUACAGUAACCCUGUCAGCUCUGCAAGUAACUCACAACCCCUGAUCAUCAAUUAUGGACCAGAUGAUGUUUCUAUUACAGGUCCAGAUGUGGUGGAUUUAGAGGUUCAAGUGUCUCUGUCUUGCUCUGCAAAGUCUGAACCUUCUGCUUCAUUCAACUGGACGUUUAAUGGGUCAGACACUGGUGUGAAUACAGACAAUUUCACCAUUGAAAAGACAGACUUCACAGACAGUGGAGAAUACAUCUGUACAGCCUAUAAUAAAGUCACAAAGAGAAAAGAUUUGAAAAUACAUCCUUUACAAGUUCAAGAGGGUGGUGAAGCGGGUUUAGGAGGAGGACUGUCAGCGGGAGCAAUAGCAGGGAUUGUCAUUGGAGUUUUAGUGGCAGUUGGAGGCAUCUGUGGUCUUAUUGUCUACUUAACAAAAACCAACAAAAUCCCAAAACUAAGUUAUCAAUCAAAAGGAAACACAAGUGGAGCUCAAAGAGGACAAGAUGCUGAGCUGAACUAUGCAGACAUAAGCCAUUUCCAGAAGAACAGUGGAGAGAGAGUGGUUCUGGGAGAUGUGAAUGAACUGAGAACAGAGUAUGCAGAAGUAAGACAUGGAUCAAAGUUGAGGGCUCCUCCACCUCCUUAUGGAAGUCAGGUAUCAAACCCUCCUCCUGUGCGCAGAGACUCACAACCUCUACUGUCACCUCAAGAGGAUGGUGCUCAUGUAUGAUUUCAUCCCUGUACCCCAUUUAUGAGCACAUAAAAUUACUGUAUUACAACCUACACAUUGAUACAACCAUUCCUGAGACCUUAUUUAUAAAAUGUUGCCUAAAAAUCCUUCAUUUGAUCUAAGAUCUCUUCUCGAAUGUGCAAAAAUGGUUUAGAUAAACACAAGUACAUUUUCAGAAACAAAGGUACGCGAGCUGUCACUGGGGUGGUACCUUUUCAAAAGAUACAAAUUUGUACCUAAAAGUCCAUAUUAAUUCCUCAAGAGUACAUAUUAGUACCUACAAAGUACAAAAGUGUUCCUCUUAAAAUGUUUAGGUACUAAUAUAUACUUUUGAGGUACCAAUAGACCCUAUACGUACAAAUGUGUACCUUUUUUAAAAGUUACCACCCCAGUGACAUGCCAGAAGAGUGAGAGUGAGUAUAUGCCAGAGGUAAAAUCCAAAUGAUCUUAAAAUUGUUAAGCAAAUGGUUUUAAUCUCAAACUUUUUUUUGUAUUAACAAGAACCAGCAUGCACAGUUUUAUCAUACAACAAAAUCACUUUACAUUGCUUAAAAAGUAUUAGAUGAGAAAAGAAGAAAUAAAAUAAAAUAAAUAAAUAAUUAAAACAGAGGAGAGGGUACAUAUACAGUAUAUCAAAGGACACAUUCCUUCAUAAAAUAUCCAUCGUUUGUUCUACAUAAACCACAAGCUUUUAAUUGUAACUUGUUUUGCACUGGACAAUGUUCAUUAUCAGAUCAUUCAGAAUGAAACUGCAACAAAUGUGUACACAGCAUGUAUGUAUUAAAUGUAUUAAAUAUCUAUUAUCUGCAUCCUGAUGUACUCUUUGUCUAAUUAUUUCUCUUAUUUUCAUCAUUUCAAAAUCAAAUGUAAUAGUUUAUUCUUAUCUUUAGACAAUUUGUUUACCGAAUAUUGUGUAAUAUUAAUAGACUAGAGAAUACAUAUACUUUACAUCAAACAGUUUCUCGGAAAUCAUCAGAUUAAUUUUCAUUCUUUCCUUCCCGCAUGGGCAAAUAAAAAAAGAUAAAGGUUGAUAGCUGGUAAUGAAAAAUAGUUUACAUUCAUGACUAAAAUCACCUUUAGACCUGAACACAUCACUCAGGGAGAAGAAAUGAGGAAGCAGCAUUCUGUUCUGGUCGUAAACAGUGUGUUUAUCUGGACAAUUUAAUGUGGAUGUCGGUUCUAUUAUCUGAUUGUUAUUUAUGAUUUAUGUAGACUUUUGUCAUAAGAAUUUAAUUUGCUCUAAAUAAAGAGUAUAUUUAUUGUUCUCUCCA
This is a messenger RNA of Danio rerio (zebrafish), 2546 nucleotides long. The record is from RefSeq and is a predicted model, not a curated record. NCBI's taxonomy places the organism in Eukaryota, Metazoa, Chordata, Actinopteri, Cypriniformes, Danionidae.